AUGCCGCUCGGCGACCUGCGCACGAUCCUGCGCCACCUCGGCAAGUGGCCGUCGACGAAGCCGCGCGACUCCAUCUACCGCGCGCACGUCAUGGGCGAGUACCGGAGGCACGCGGGCGAGGCGGACCCCGAGGCGCUCGUCGCGCUGCGGCGGCGCGCGACGGACUACGCGAACCUGCUCACGGGCGUCGAGGAGCAGAAGCGGCUGCGGGCCCUCGACACGGGCGCGGAGAUGUCGACGAGCAUCAAGGAGGCCGCGCGGCGCUCCGCCGUGCGCUCGGGCCUCCUCGCGCCCGAGGAGUCGGACGCGCCGUUCGACGACGUCUUCAAGAAGCCCCUGAACGGGGGCAGCGCGGCCGCUUGCUCUCCGCUCGCUGCCUUCUCCGCCAUGCGCGCGCUCGCCCUCCUCGCAUUGGCAGCCGUCGCCGACGCCUGGGAUGUCAACGCGACGGGCGCGUCGGCUGGCUGCGGCAGCGCGCCGCCGGUCUAUCCCGGCGCUCCCGCGGCCAAGCUCGCCAUGUGGGCGCCCGACGCCAACCCGCUGUUCCCCGACGGCUACGCCCAGCGCCACUACUUUUUGUGGGUGCCGCCGACCUACGACCCGAAGCAACCGGCGUCGCUCGUCGUCGACUUCCACGGCUUCUACGACAACGCCGGCGACGAGGUCGAGGAGUCCGGGUUGAUCGCCGUCGCGACGGCCGCGGGGUUGAACUACGUCGUCGUCUACCCCGUGGGCUCCGGCGGCGGCGGCAGCGGCGACUCGCGGAGCUGGAACGUCGACGGCAACGGCCUCAACCGCGACGACGGCCCCGGCGGGCCCGUGCCGCGCACGAAGGACGACGAGUACGUCUGCUACGAGUCGUGCAAGGCCGCGGCGCGCGCGUUCGACAAGAAGGACAUCGCCAUCGUCUUCGAGGAGACGGGCGAGGACAUCAACCCGCGGCGCGCGCGCCCCCUCGUGGCGACCACGGAAGCGCUUCCGGGCGCGACGAUCCGCUCCAUCUUCGCGAACCGCGGCGCCGCCGCCGAGAUCCUCGCGCUCGUCGGCGUCACGGCGGCGCCGCCGCUCGCGGCCUUCGGCCCCGCGCCGCUCCCCACGGAGGCGCUCGGCGCGAGCGAGGUCCUCCGCCGCGCGGGCGUCCAGCGCGACCGGCGGGCGCCGGCGGUCGUCUACGAGCCCGACCCGCUGCCGCGGUCGCGGUCCCGCGGCCCGGCCGCGGCCGCGCCGCCGGAGGCGCCGCCCUGGAACUUCCAGAUCGUCGAGGUCGUCGACCUCGACGAGGAACGCGAGGGCCGCGCCUUCCCGCUCCUCGCCGGCUUCGCGCUGCUCGCGGCGGCCGCCGAGACCGGCGCCGGCGCGCCCCGCGCCCUCGCCGAGGCCGACGCGCCCCUCGCCUUCGCCGAGGCCGGCGCGCCCCACGGCGACAAGAUGUGCGCGCGCGCGCGCGCGGAGAACCUGGCGCCGGCGGCCGACGGCGCGCCGCCGCCGCUCGGCCGCGGCCGCGCGCCGGACCUCGAGCAGUCGGGGGCCGGCGGCGCCGCCGUCCCCGCGGCGACGCCGGCGCCGGCGCCGGAGGCCGCGUCCUUCGAGGCCGCCGCGGCGCGCGCGCGCGGCCACUUCGUGCGCGGCGACGAGGUCCGCGCGGGCCUCGGCGUCUUCGCGGACAACGCGGAGCGCCGGGGCAUCGUCGUCGCCGUCGUCCCGGGCGACCCGGGCGACGGCGGCGACGUCGUCACGGUCCUCUUCGAGGGGGACGAGACGACGGUGUUGGCGCACGCGGAGAACCUGGCGCCGGCGCACCCGGCCGCGCUGCGCGUGGCGGCCCCGGCCGCGCUGCGCGUGGCGGCCCCGGCGCCCGCGGACGAGGCCGCGCCCGCGGACGAGGCCGCGCUCGCGGGCGAGGUCGCCGCGCCGUCGUCGCGGCGCCUCGUCACGGCCUUCGACGAGGCCGCGGGCGACCGCGCGCCCGGCUUCGGCCGCGUCGCGCGGCUGAGCGACGCGCUCGAGCACAUCGAGCUCGACGGCGACGGCGGCGGCGGCGCCGCGCCGUCGGCCGCCGCCGUGCCCCUCGGAGCGCCCGAGCCCGCGCGCCCCGACGUCGUCAUGGCCGACCCGCCGCCGCGCGACGCGGCCGUCGAGCCCGACGGCGCCGAGCUCGGCGACGCGAGCGACGCCGAGGUCUCCGAGGACGAGCCCAGCAGCGGCGGCUCCGACUCCGACUUCGAGCCGCCGGCGCCGCGGAAGCGGAGCCUGCCGCCGCCGCCGGCGGCGCCGCCGGCGGCGACGCCGUC
Molecule: messenger RNA, 2291 nt
Organism: Aureococcus anophagefferens
Lineage: Eukaryota; Pelagophyceae; Pelagomonadales; Pelagomonadaceae
Exons: 4
Source: RefSeq, a predicted model, not a curated record